This is a messenger RNA of Notodromas monacha, 2208 nucleotides long. The record is from the annotation of a GenBank genome assembly. Lineage: Eukaryota; Metazoa; Arthropoda; Ostracoda; Podocopida; Cyprididae.
AUGUCGAAGAAGAGGAUUGACAUUGGAGACAACCUGAAGUCGAAGCGAAAGAAGUUCGAAGACGAUGGUGACUACGGAGAUGGGGAUGGUUCGACGAAGGUGGGAAAGGUCUCAGCAAAUGAACAAACAGCCGCGGCGAACACUACUGUCUCACCAUCGCUGAAUAAAUACACGGGAAGGCCAAAUUCGAAACGGUAUUAUGAGUUGUUCAGAAAGCGCGUAUCGUUGCCCGUUUGGGAGUAUCGAGAUCGGUUCAUGGACCUUCUACACAAAAAUCAAGUGCUAGUGCUCGUCGGUGAAACUGGAUCCGGUAAAACUACGCAGAUUCCGCAGUGGUGUGUUGAAUAUGUGACGAGCAUGGCGAAAGGUCAAAAGCGAGCCGUGGCUUGUACUCAGCCGCGUCGUGUUGCAGCUAUGUCCGUUGCCCAAAGAGUGUCGGAGGAAAUGGAUGUGAGUUUAGGUCAAGAAGUUGGUUACUCGAUUCGGUUCGAAGACUGCUCAUCUCCGAGAACCUUGUUGAAGUACAUGACUGACGGUAUGUUGCUCCGUGAGGCGAUGAGUGAGCCCUUGUUGGAACAGUACGGAGUGGUGCUGUUGGACGAAGCGCACGAAAGGACCUUAGCGACUGAUAUUCUCAUGGGCGUGCUGAAGGAAAUCAAGACGCAAAGAUCGGAUCUGAAGAUCGUGGUGAUGAGUGCUACGUUGGAUGCCGGGAAAUUUCAAACGUAUUUCGACGAUUGUCCGCUCAUGAGCGUUCCUGGUCGCACGCAUCCUGUUGAAAUAUUUUACACCCCUGAAGCUGAGCGUGACUACAUGGAAGCUGCGAUUCGUACCGUGAUUCAAAUCCAUGUUUGCGAAGAAGUGCAAGGCGACAUCUUGUUGUUCCUAACUGGUCAGGAAGAGAUUGAAGAAGCUUGUAAGCGUAUCAAGAAAGAAGUGGACAAUCUCGGCCCGGAAACGGGUGAAAUCAAAUGCAUUCCCCUGUAUUCAACCUUGCCCCCAAAUUUGCAGCAGAGAAUAUUUGAAGCUGCCCCGCCGAAUAAGCCGAAUGGAGCAAUCGGUCGUAAAGUAGUGGUGUCAACAAACAUCGCGGAAACUUCAUUGACUAUAGACGGCGUUGUGUUUGUCAUAGACCCCGGUUUUGCGAAGCAGAAAGUUUACAAUCCGCGCAUUCGUGUAGAAUCUUUGCUUGUUUCACCCAUUAGCAAAGCAUCUGCACAACAGCGAGCGGGUCGAGCUGGACGAACGCGGCCUGGGAAGUGUUUUCGACUGUAUACUGAAGAUGCGUAUAAGUCACAAAUGCAAGAUCAAACCUAUCCGGAAAUUCUGCGGUCGAAUUUGGGCUCUGUCGUCUUGCAGCUGAAAAAGCUCGGUAUUGACGAUCUGGUGCACUUCGAUUUCAUGGAUCCGCCGGCCCCGGAGACGUUAAUGCGGGCCUUAGAACUCUUGAAUUAUGUUGGAGCUUUGAACGACGACGGAAACUUGACACCGCUUGGUGCCAUCAUGGCGGAAUUUCCUCUCGAUCCUCAGUUAGCGAAGAUGUUGGUAGCGUCAACAGAAUACAACUGCUCGAACGAAAUCCUUUCUAUUACUGCGAUGCUUUCGGUUCCUCAGUGCUUUAUCCGACCCGCGGAAACAAAAAAGGCUGCUGACGAGGCGAAAAUGAGAUUCGCGCAUAUUGACGGCGAUCAUUUGACUCUAUUGAACGUCUAUCACGCUUUCAAACAGAAUGGAGAGUCACCGCAAUGGUGCUACGAGAAUUACGUGAACUAUCGUUCAUUGAGUUCCGCAGACAACGUGCGAUCGCAACUUUCUCGAAUCAUGGACAGAUUUGAUUUGAAGCGUACGUCUACUGAAUUCAACUCGCGCGACUACUACCUCAACAUCCGCAAAGCCUUGGUUGCUGGCUUCUUCAUGCAAGUUGGUCACUUCGAGCGAACGGGGCAUUAUUUGACCAUCAAGGAUCGGCAGGUUGUGCAGCUUCAUCCGUCAACUUGUUUAGAUCACAAGCCCGAGUGGGUUAUCUACAAUGAGUUUGUGUUGACGACAAAAAACUACAUUCGAACGUGCACAGACAUUAAACCUGAGUGGCUUUUGAAAAUAGCACCCGUUUAUUACGAUUUAGACUCGUUCCCUGCCGGAGAAGCUAAGCGACAGUUGGAACAGGUCAAAGCGCGGAUGGAAUCGAGAGCCUACCAGAACUUCUAG